AAAAUAAGGAGCUAUAAUCGAUAGAUGUAAGAAUAAAACUAGUCAUUAAAAUACAAUGAAGAAGAAUUAUCAUAGAUUGAUGAAUAGCUUUCAAAAUAAGACAUUUUCUUAUAGCAUUUAAAAAAAGUAUAUGGAUAUAGGAAAUAUAGAUGUAAAUCAACAGGAAAAAUUAAAAAUAAGUAGCUUUAUGAAAACUAAUUUAUGAUCUAAUAAAGGACUGAUUAAAAAAAUCCCAGUGAAAUAGAUUCAUAAUAGUACAAUAGUUUAAUGGAUGCCCAAAUAUAAAAGUAAAAUAAUAGAGCUACAUAAAAUUUUUUAGAUAUCUCUCUAUAAUCCUAAGAAGAGCACAAUAAUCUAUCAACAAAUGAAUGCGAAAAUAAAUCUAUUAUUGAAUCUAAUGUUGAUUAAAGUAUUUCAAAAAAUACGGACUCCUUACUUACAAAAAGAAGUAAUUAUAUUGAGUUACUUCGUUAAGAAAGAAGUAAAUUGCACAAAAGCGAAGAUCAAUAAAUUAGUAUAAAGAAGAGAAUUAAUAUUUUGAAGCAGCAUGAAGAUAAUUUAAGAAGAGUAAGAUAAGAAUCAAAAACUACUGCUUUUGGAAUAUAUUCUACAAAAAGACGUAUUUUUGAAGAAGAAUUAAUUAAAUAAGAUAUUGAGGAUGUGUCAAAGAUGCAAAUCAGUAUAAGAAAUGAGAAUGCAAAAUAAAUAAGAGAACAACUUGCCAAAAGUUUAUAUGAUUCAAAAUAAAAGUUGAAAGAAAAAAUGGUUUAAGAUGGAGCUUAUGUUCGUUAAAUGACUAAAGCUAAUGAGGAAUAAAGAUAAAAAGAAUUAGAAUAACUCAGCUUUAUAUAAAGAGAAAGAGUAUAAAAAGUAAAAGAAUAAUUAAACAAAAGUCAUGAAGCAAUAGAAAGAUUUAAAGAAUAAAAAUAGAUGGAUUAUAAAAAAUCAUAUGAAUAAAAACUCACUAUACAUAAAUACUUAGUCAAUGAGAAAUAAAAAGAGCUAAAUAAAUUAAAAUAAGCAGAAAAACAACUUGUCAAGAAGCUUUCAAGUAGUAAAAUUUUAACGUUGUAAUAAAAUAAGAUGCUUCAGUUUUCGUAUUAUCACAAUAUAAUUUAAGUUGGAGAAUAAUAUCCUUAAAUAAAAAAAGAAUAUGAAUAAAAAAAUCAUGUUCAUGACUUUAAUGGAUUAAAUUCUUCUAAAUCACCUAAAAAUAAUAAAUCUUUAAAUUCAAGCUUCGAAAAAUCUGAUAGCAAUAGUAUACUAAGAAGGAGAUAAUCAAAUUAUUUUACUUAAGCCAAUACAAAUCAAACCUCUACAAAAAACUCCUAAAAAAAUUUAUUUCCCUACUAACAAAACUAAAAUAUUUUUAAAUCAAGUGGAAAUUCUCCUAAAAGGUCUAGUUCUGUUGUAAGUAGCUCUUACUUGAAAAGAAUUUUAGAAAAAUACUCUGAAAAGCAUCAAUAAAUGAUUUGA
Molecule: messenger RNA, 1476 nt
Organism: Tetrahymena thermophila SB210
Lineage: Eukaryota; Ciliophora; Oligohymenophorea; Hymenostomatida; Tetrahymenidae
Exons: 3
Source: RefSeq, a predicted model, not a curated record